AGUGUAAGCUUCGGAUUAGUAUAUUUUCUCUCAUGAAAGGAAUCGGACGAAGUAGAGCAGGAUUAUGGACAACUACAGAUUCGGCACAGCAGACUACUUAGUGCUGCUGGGUGUGACUUUAUUAUCCACGGGAACGGGGAUAUAUUUCGGUGGCUUCAGGAAAAAACAGAAAGACCUGAAAAGCGCUUCAGAAGGCACUCGAAGAACAAAUUUUGUGUCAGAGAAGAUAGACGAGUAUUUUAUGGGUUCUCGAAAUAUGAAACUGAUCCCAGUAUCCAUAAGUCUUAUAGGCAGCUUCGUAUCGGGUGUCACCAUCAUUGGAACUCCCUCUGAGAUUUAUCAUUACGGCACCCAGUAUUCCCUCAUCAUCGUAGCCAUUAUUCUUCAAGGAUUAGCCUUGUCCUAUGUCUACUUGCCCGUGUACUCGGCUCUACAAAUUGGAUCUGCAUACGAGUACUUGGGAAUGCGAUUUAACUCGAGCAUAAGGAGCACAGCAUCUUUUAUUUAUGUCUUCAGUAUUCUUACUUACUUGCCAAUCGUUGUGUAUGUGCCGGCGUUAUCGUUGAAUCAGGUUUCCGGCCUGAAUACCCACCUGAUUGGACUGGUCAUCAUACUAGCUUGCGUUACCUACACAUUUAUGGGUGGUCUUAAGGCUGUGGUCCACACGGAUGUUUGGCAGGUGGCUGUUAUGUUUCUCUCCCUGAUUGCGAUUGUCGUCUUAGCCAUAUACUACUCUAAUGGCCUGGGAGCUGUUUUCGCCGACGCGGAACAGGGAGGACGAUUGGUGUUGGCCAACUUGAAUCCCUCUCCCUAUGCUCGCAAUACGAUGUGGAGCGUUGUCAUCGGAGGCUUCUCAUAUUGGACCUCUAUUAAUGGCUGUGGCCAGGUUAUGGUACAGCGAUACAUGUCACUACCUUCACUGAAGAAAUCUCAAACCGCUUCAUUCAUCUUCACCAUUGGAGCGUCUAUCUUCGUCGCUCUUUGCUCCUUUAUGGGAUUGGUAAUUUUUUCAAAGUACAAGGACUGCGAUCCUAGGAGUGCUGGACUGAUUUCGAAUAACGAUCAACUUUUUCCCUUGUUUGUGGUUCAAAGUGUAGGGCAUAUUUCGGGAAUGCCUGGUUUGUUUUUAGCUGGAAUAUUCGGAGCUAGUCUAAGUACACUUUCCUCGUGCUUUAACACGCUUUCUCUGGUCUUCCUGGAGGAUAUAGUUCGCGGAUUCUUCAAGAUGCAGCCCAGCGAGAGGGAGUCCACGAUUCUGAUUAAGUCCUGCAUUAUUUUCCAGGGACUUUUCGCAUUUCUGCUAGUAUUCUUACUACAGCACUUAGGAGGCAUUCUGAGUGUCUGCAAUUCGAUAUCCUCGAUCACGGCAGGCACUUCUUUUGGAAUAUUCACAUUAGGCAUGCUGUUCCCAUGGGCAAAUACCAUAGGCACAGCGGUGGGUGCUUUAUCUAGUGUCCUGCUGGCAGGAUGGGUUUCAUUUGGAUCGCAGAUCGCCGCAGCAUCGGGUCAACUGAAAUCCCAAAUGCUUUCCGUUUCCGUGAAGGGAUGUGUGGGAAAUGUGACUGAGCCCGAAGAGCCUUGGGUGGAUCAGGAUCAAGUGUUUCCAUUAUACCGUCUAUCUUACCAUUGGGUUGGUCCCAUUGGAAUCCUCACAGCAUUGGUGGUGGGCGCACUAGUAUCCUUGAUAACCAAGCCCACUGAUGUCAAGACGCUUCAGGCAGAGCUGAUAUCCCCAGUGAUCCAUAGAUUUCUGCCAAGGGAAUGCUUCAGAAGUCGUAAUUUGAAUGAGCGGACUGAAGAGAGCCUAAUCCGUUUAAAUAAAUAA
Messenger RNA from Drosophila erecta, 1825 nucleotides. Its product is annotated as sodium-coupled monocarboxylate transporter 2. The coding region runs from base 65 to 1825 and encodes 586 amino acids. Gene Ontology annotation, biological process: transmembrane transport; sodium ion transport. Gene Ontology annotation, cellular component: membrane. The record is from RefSeq and is a predicted model, not a curated record. NCBI's taxonomy places the organism in Eukaryota, Metazoa, Arthropoda, Insecta, Diptera, Drosophilidae. The transcript has 10 exons. Gene Ontology annotation, molecular function: symporter activity.